Messenger RNA from Aphanomyces invadans, 1205 nucleotides. RefSeq lists its product as hypothetical. Gene Ontology annotation, molecular function: protein-cysteine S-palmitoyltransferase activity. The coding region runs from base 38 to 883 and encodes 281 amino acids. The record is from RefSeq and is a predicted model, not a curated record. NCBI's taxonomy places the organism in Eukaryota, Oomycota, Saprolegniomycetes, Saprolegniales, Verrucalvaceae. Gene Ontology annotation, biological process: protein targeting to membrane; peptidyl-L-cysteine S-palmitoylation. Gene Ontology annotation, cellular component: Golgi apparatus; endoplasmic reticulum. The transcript is spliced from 6 exons.
UCGAUUUCACCACCGUCGACGGCGGCAGCGACUUCCGAUGCUGUUCCAGCACAAGAGCCCGGUCAUUCGGGGCCUGAGUUGGAUUCCCGUGGGACUCGUGACCGCCCUCAUUGUCCUGGAGUACAUUGUGUUUGUCCGGUUUCACAUCCGAGCCAAGCUCUUGAAUGGCGACGACUCGUUUGGGCUCUUGUUCGAGUUUGUCGUGUUCAAUUCGCUCACGGCCGUCACAGUGAUGUCGUACUACCGGGUCGUCACCACAGACCCAGGCUUGAUCAACGACAAAUUGGCCGACUACUUACGCCAACGCGCUCAACACGCCGGUAUUCAAUUGCCCAACUGCCGAAGUUGUCACAAACCAAAGCCGAGUCGCGCCCAUCAUUGCAGCAUCUGCAAAAUGUGCGUCGUCAAAAUGGAUCAUCAUUGUCCGUGGGUCGGGAACUGCGUCGGGCUGCGAAACUACAAAUACUUCUUCUUGUUCGUCCUGUACGGCGCCGUCACGUGCAGCUGGAUCGUGCUGCGCCUGUUUGAGCCAUUCUUCCGCGCGGUGCAUCACAUGGACAGCACCCUUCCGCUGCACGCAAUCUUGGCAUACGUCAUGGCUGCAAGUGUCACGUUAUCCCUGUCGCUGUUUGUGUGCUUCCACUCGUACUUGAUCUGGAAUGGCCAGUCGACGCUCGAGCUCAACGUGUACGGCCGACGCAGCCCAUAUCGAUAUCGCCAGUUGUCGGAGAAUUGGCGCGCCGUGUUUGGCUCGACAUGGCACACGUGGAUGCUUCCCCUCGUCCCCGACAACGCCGACCACGACUACAUGAUGUGGACACGGAGCCACGACGUCGAGCGAUCGUACGACGAUGACGACUCGGACGUGAGUUUGAUUCUGUGAGUUGGCGACCCAUGUCGAAUGCACAACGCUUUUGACAUGUUGAGCCACCGUGCCGAUAUGAAAUGUUGAGGCAGCACGUCCACCGCCCGAGAUCGCGUUUGUACCCCUUGCGGAAUGCCGCAGCGAGCCUCAGUAGUGGUGCGUGGUUGGAUCGAUGACGAGGUCGACUGCGAAAAUCUUCGCUUGGCGUAGUCCGAAUACGGGCUACGACGAGUAGAGAUGUACUUCUGGUGGCCAGUUGACACACCGAGAGUGGCGAGGCGUGCACGAGCGCGCACGACGUAGAGAAUGUUGUGAACGAUGAAUUCGCUGUACAGGUCCA